AAGAAUGAAGAUGAGAAUGAGAAUGAGGAGAAUGAAUAUAAAGAUAAACAAAUAAAGAUGCAGUAUAAUCUACUUAAGAUUGUUUAAUAUAUAUAACCAAUAUUUAUUUUCUCAGCUUCCGGAUGAUCAUUUCAGUACUCACGGGUUUUAUUUUAAAAUAAGCCACGCCUCCGUUUAGUUUUAGUGGCAAAUCAGCGGGAUCUCACUGUCUGCUACUAAAUGACGAUUUUUGUUUUACGUAAACUUCACCAGGAAUCUCCACAGUCUACCAGAUUAAUUUAUUCCUCUGAAAAAUACGCACUUUGUUACAAUGUCUUCCGAUUUGCUCAAUCUUUAAUUGUCAAUAUUAAUAAAUUUUAAGAUGGAGUACAGUGUUGAGUCGUCAAAACUGAAAUUUGGAGUUGAGAGAAUUUUAUCUUCUGACUUUUGCAACAAAACUCUCCCCAUUCCCAAAGUGACUAUUAAGUUGUUCGGAAACUACUCCGGCCAAGAGUGCCCUUGCAUUGGUGGGUGUAACAAGUGCAUGACUUUUUGUAAUUUCACUUCUGAGUCGCUUUGUGCGCCGAAUUAUACCAGUGUUAUUGAAAAGUAUCAAAGUAUUUGUCGGCCUGCUCCUUUGAGGCCUAUUCCUCGAGUUCCUGUUUCUUCGACGACGACGACGACGACGACAAAUAAUACAGAGAGUGGAUCCAGGAGAAAAAGGUCCUGGUCGAGGGCCGUCUUCAGCGCUUUGCAGAGAAAAGGAUUGGAGAAGAGAUUUUCGUUGCAAAAAUAUAUUACUAAGCCUGACAGACGGCAAUUGGCGGCUACUUUAGGGCUUACUGAUGCACAAGUAAAAGUUUGGUUCCAAAACAGAAGAAUGAAGUGGCGACAUACAAAAGAAAGCGAAAAUAUAAUCCCAGAAGGAUCUGAUCCCCAAAAAAAUUUACCAAAACACCAAAAUCAAAACCAAAAUUCGCAAAAAAAUUCCAAUUCAAAUCCAGAAAUCUCGGAUGAAGAAGAAGAAAUUCAAGUUGACAUUUGA
Molecule: messenger RNA, 1024 nt
Organism: Cotesia glomerata
Lineage: Eukaryota; Metazoa; Arthropoda; Insecta; Hymenoptera; Braconidae
Product: H2.0-like homeobox protein
Exons: 3
Coding region: 362-1024 (220 amino acids)
Biological process (GO): regulation of DNA-templated transcription
Molecular function (GO): sequence-specific DNA binding; DNA-binding transcription factor activity, RNA polymerase II-specific
Source: RefSeq, a predicted model, not a curated record